AUGCAAAUAAUUUACAAUCAUCUCACUCAACUUCAUAAUUAUGAUCAAGUGCUUCGAAAUCAAAUAGCGGCGGCACUAAUGGGACAAGGUCAACAUGGGCAAGGCCAAUAUGAACAAGGUCAACAAGGACAAGGCCAACAUGGUCAACGUGGACGUGCGCGAGGUCGUAGAGGUGGACGUGGUGGAUCUGUUCAAGGAAAUUGAAGUAAGGAGUAUUAAGAUAUUUUAUAUUAAU
This is a messenger RNA of Meloidogyne enterolobii, 235 nucleotides long. Lineage: Eukaryota; Metazoa; Nematoda; Chromadorea; Rhabditida; Meloidogynidae. The record is from the annotation of a GenBank genome assembly.